Messenger RNA from Coccomyxa subellipsoidea C-169, 1318 nucleotides. RefSeq names its product RCC1/BLIP-II. The record is from RefSeq and is a predicted model, not a curated record. The transcript has 8 exons. The coding region runs from base 215 to 1318 and encodes 367 amino acids. NCBI's taxonomy places the organism in Eukaryota, Viridiplantae, Chlorophyta, Trebouxiophyceae, Coccomyxaceae.
GAUGAGCCGGGCUCAUGGAGCCCCAAGAAUAGAGUUGGGUAGGUCAUAGGGUGUGAAGUAUUCGAGGAAGCAUGUAAGGCAGCAUUAAGAUAUUGAAGUGUCCUGUCACCAUGGUGCAUGCCGUUCGCCAUGCCUGAUCUGCGAAGUCUGUAGCAUUUGAAUGCCUGGAAAUCCUAAUGCAUGCAGUACAUCUGCACCUUAGAUUCAGACUACGAUGGCUAGACGCCUGAUUGGAAAAGUGGCCUGCUGGGGAAACGGUGAUUAUGGAAGGUUGGGGCAUGACUGUGCCAAAAGCCUCGCAGUUCCCAGUCUUGUACCCGCAUUGAUUAAUCAAAAAUUUCUCUCCGUGGCGUGUGGAGGUGCACACACAGCAGCCGUUGCUGUUGAUGGAAGCGUGUUCACUUGGGGACUGAAUGACCACGGUCAGCUGGGGCACUACACACAUCAGGAGUUUUCCAUGCAGGAACCGCAGGAGGUCUUCCUGCCGGAAGCUGCCGUGCAAGUAGCAAUGGGGCACAGCCAUACGCUCUUCCUGACAGAGAGCUCCAGCGUGUGGGCCGUGGGCAGCAACAUGCAUGGGCAGCUAGGCUUGCGAAGGAGGGGUGGACAGGAAUGGGUCCCACGCCGUGUCCAGGACCUUGUUGGAACGAAGAUAAUUGGGAUUGCCGCUGGAGCUCAACAUUCCCUGGCAGUAUCUGCAGACGGCGAGCUCUUCACAUGGGGUGGUGACACGCGUGGCUGCUUAGGUCAUGGUAGAUCUUCAUUUGCUGCUACCCAAGACGAGUCUGCACCCCGCCUUGUGAAGAAGCUUAAAGGCAUCAUGGUGCAGAGCGCUGCUGGUGGGCUCAUGAAUUCAGGGUGUGUGGAUGCGAACGGUGCUGCAUACUUUUGGGGCCCAUACCUGCGGCAAUCACCACUCACAAAGGCAGCUACCGAGGCAAAUGAGCCCGAAGUUCUCUCAGGGGUGCAGAAUGUGAAGCAGCUGGCCCUAGGCGGCCGGCAUCUAGUGGCGCUCACACAUGGUGGCCGCGUGGCAACCUAUGGGACAAGUGAGUAUGGACUGCUAGGGCUGGGAUCCAGUGACCCGCCCUCACCCUUCCAGCCUACGCUGAUCCCUGACGUUUCCUUGGAACAGGUUGCAGCAGGGUGGCAGCACAGUGCAGGUGUGACCAGCGAUGGGCAGCUGUUGACGUGGGGUUGGGGCGGCUCUGUGGGGAGUGAGUCGGGGCUGUUCCCAGAUCAGACUUCUGCUGGUGGCCAGCUUGGCCAUGAUAACGAGUUUGAUUACUGGAAGCCAACUCCUGGCAACGUCAUGUAA